GCAUCUGCGCCCAGUCACAGGGCUGGGAUUUGUUCCACGUUUGGGUGAUUUCAUCUUAGCAGGCAGACAACGUUCGCAGAUGUUUUCUUCUCCUCUCCAAAAUCUAUCACUAAAGCGGCUUGUGUUAUUUCCCGGUGCUUACUGCAUCCCCCCGCUACCAGCCCUUCCCGGCAGGCGGGUUCACGGUCUGUCGUAGCAAAAUGAAGGUUUGCCGAUGUCGGAGACGUAGUUCUUCUCUUCCUCCAAAGUAAGCUCUCCUGCCUGCGAUGGGCUCCAAGUUGUCUGUGGACGACUCUGUGCGCGUUGUGAUUGUUGGAGGUGGCUUUGGAGGCAUUGCAGCUGCCAGCCAGCUGAAGUCCUGGGCAAUCCCCUUUGUGCUGGUGGAUAUGAGAGAUGCUUUCCAUCACAACAUCUUCCCCCUGAUAUCGCCUCUUAUCACAGGAUUUGCCAAGAAGACUUUCAUCUCCUACUCUGUCACCUUUGGGGACAGCUUUCGACAAGGCAAAGUUGUUGGAAUAGACCCUGGGAAACAACAAGUCUUGCUAAGUGAUGGUGAGGAACUUCACUACUCCCAUCUCAUUCUCGCAACAGGCAGCGAUGGGCCGUUCCCUGGGAAGUUCAACAAAGUCAUUGACAUGGAAAGUGCCAUCCAGACCUAUGAGGACAUGGUCAAGGAGAUUGAAAAAUCUCAGCGCAUCCUGGUUGUGGGAGGUGGUUCUGCUGGAGUCGAGAUGGCUGCAGAGAUCAAAACAGAGUACCCGGCCAAAGAGGUCACCCUCAUUCACUCAAAAAUUGCACUAGCUGAUGUGGAGCUGCUACAUAGUGUCCGUCAGGAGGUGAAGGAGAUUCUCCUCAGGAAAGGAGUGCGCCUCCUGUUAAGUGAAAGGGUCAGCAACCUUGAGGACUUCACUCCAAACCAGUUCCAGAAGGAUAUGGUAGUAAGGACAGAAAAGGGCACAGAGGUUACAGUGGACAUGGUGGUCCUGUGUACAGGGAUAAAGAUUAACUCUUCGGCAUAUGCCAGUGCAUUUGGGGAUAAACUGGCAAGUAAUGGUGCUUUGAAAGUUAACCAGUACCUCCAACUGGAAGGCUAUGAGAACAUCUAUGCCAUCGGGGACUGUGCAGAUCUGAAGGAACCAAAGAUGGCCUACCACGCUGGGCUCCAUGCCAACAUUGUGGUGACAAAUAUCAUCAACAGCCUGACACACAAAUCUCUUAAAACAUACCAGCCAGGGUCACUAACAUUCCUGCUUUCAAUGGGCAAGAAUGAUGGGGUAGGCCAGAUUAACGGUUGCUAUGUGGGACGUCUCUUGGUGACUGUUGCUAAGAGCAGGGACCUUUUUGUCUCCAAGAGCUGGAAGACAAUGGGGCAGACAAUGCCCUACUAGGAAGUUCAUUAACAAACCAGCAAGGGCUAUACAACCUGGAAGAUGGUGAGGGUGCACUUUCAUUGCCUGGACAGACUGCUACUGUCUCCUCCAAGCAUCUCCUAAAGCCACUCUUCAGUGUGGUGCAUUAAAGGGGUGCCCUAUGUUGCUGUAAAGGCAACAAGGCACUUUCUGAACCAAUUGCCACAGAAGCUCUCAUGCUGAAAGCAGGGGAGGGAUGAUUCUCCUACUUUCCUGUGGAGGCAGCUCUGAGCAAGAAGUUUGGUUUACCUUGAUUUGUAACAAUAAACACUGGUUUUCAAAAUCUCUGUAGUUGGUUGGUUCUUGUGUGGGUUUUUCCUCCAGCAUUCUCCCUACCUGCUCUUCUAAAAGGUAAGUUAUCAUGGUACCUACCUGUUACUGUGGUACAGAGGAAGCUUAU
Molecule: messenger RNA, 1809 nt
Organism: Struthio camelus australis
Lineage: Eukaryota; Metazoa; Chordata; Aves; Struthioniformes; Struthionidae
Source: RefSeq, a predicted model, not a curated record